Messenger RNA from Vespula pensylvanica (western yellowjacket), 1135 nucleotides. Its product is annotated as nitric oxide synthase-interacting protein homolog. The record is from RefSeq and is a predicted model, not a curated record. Lineage: Eukaryota; Metazoa; Arthropoda; Insecta; Hymenoptera; Vespidae. The transcript is spliced from 5 exons. Gene Ontology annotation, molecular function: ubiquitin protein ligase activity. The coding region runs from base 210 to 1079 and encodes 289 amino acids. Gene Ontology annotation, cellular component: nucleus.
AGAGAUGGUAAGCAGAUGUAAGAUUAUACGUUUCCAUUAAUUAUAAAUAAAACAAAUUUAUCCAAUCAGUUUGUUAUAAUUUGUAUAGAUUUAUCCUCAUACAGCAUAUACAGAUAGAUUCAAGUACGUGAAUGUAUAUUAAAUGAACUCAAAUUUUCGCAUCAUAGUUUAAUAAAAAAGUUCAGAAUUGAGAAAGAUUAAUUAAAAUAAUGACGAGACACGCGAGAAAUUGUACCGCUGGCGCUGUUUAUACUUAUCAUGAGAAAAAAAAAGAUGCAAGUGCUUCAGGUUAUGGUACUAAUACACAAAGAGUUGGGAAAGAUUCUGUAAAGGAUUUUGAUUGUUGCUGCCUUACUUUGCAACCUUGUAGAGAGCCUGUAGUAACAAAAGAUGGUUAUCUCUUUGAUAAAGAAGCGAUAUUAGAGUAUAUUCUAACGAAGAAAAGAGAAUAUGGCAGAAAAUUAAAAGAAUAUGAAAAACAGAAACAUAAGGAACAGGAGGAGUUACAUGAGCGAACUGUAAACGAGGAGCUAUUAAAAUUGCAGAACUUUUUAAAAAGUGAAAAAAAUAUUGUUUCAAGGACCAAAUCCAAAUCUAAUCAAUCAAAUAAUUCGGUUUCGAAUAUGAGCAAUGGAAAAGAUAAAACAUUACCUAGUUUCUGGAUUCCUUCUAAAACACCCGAGGCAAAAAAAACAAAAUUACAAAAGCCCAAUAAAACAGUUUACUGUCCUCUCAGUGGUAAACCUUUGAAAUUAAGCGACCUUAUUUCUGUUAAAUUUACUGAAGUUAAAGAUCCAGAUGAUAAUAAGUCGCUUAUAGUAAAACAAGCACGAUAUAUGUGUCCCAUUACACAUGAUAUUUUGAGUAAUAGUGUUCCUUGUGCAGUAAUUAAAACGACUGGUCAUGUUGUCACAAUGGAAUGUGUUGAAAAAAUAUUAAAAAAAGAAUGGAUCAAUCCAUUGGAUGGUUCAAAAUUAACAGAAGCAGAUAUUAUACCUCUACAAAGGGGUGGCACAGGUUAUUCAGCUGUAAAUGAUUCUUUAGAAGGUAAACAUGAAAGACCAGUAUUGCAAGCUUAAAUAUACAAAAAAUAAUUUUUUGUAAAUAUGUAAUUAAUAAAAUUUACAAUAAAAGA